AUGGAGGGGGGGUAUAAAUACCCGGCGUCUGAACCUCAGACCUGUCAGUGCAGAACCAUGAAGACAGCCGGAGUGUUUUUGCUUCACAUCAUGAUACUGGGAUCUGGAUUUGGAUCUUUAUUUGGAACUGGGUUUGGUUUUGGGACUCACAGGAACGAGAGUCAACACUUUCCCUCCUACAUGAUGCGCCUGUACCGUAGCUUCAGCACCAUCCAGCCUCCAUCAUUACCAUCUUCAUCCUCAUCACUUCACCACCUUCAUCAUGCUCACAUGGAUCAGGAACGAGCCAAGAGAGCCGACACCGUCCGCAGCAUCGCACCCAGCAGUUUGACCCUUCAGGACAGAAACUGGAUCACAACCUUCGACCUCUCAGCUUUACUCUCAGAGCAUCACAUCCAGGCCAUCGAGCUGAGGAUCCGUGUCCCCAUGGCGACCAAUAAGUUGAACAUUACAGUGGAAAUACGGCAUCAUCAGGACCGUCUGUGUCCCAAACGGGGUGCGUGUAUGGAGAACCAGUCGCUCGGUUUUCUCCCAGAAUCUUCUCUGAUCAGCUCGUCUAAUCACUGGAGGGUUUAUAACGUCACCUCUUGGUUGCUGCGCUGGAUGGAGAACAACGCACCCUCACAGAAAAGGAGGAGAACCAUGAGGGCAAAAAAAGAGCCGCAGGUCAAAGGUCGCACCCUACCGGUAGGAAAAGUGGGAAACGUGGGGAGCAACCGAGCCCUGCUGGUGGUGUUCUCGUACGAGCGGUCGAAGGAGGGAGCGCAGGAUAAAGCCAGUCUGCUGCGGACUGCGGAGCGCUCCAAAUUCCUGCUGAGCUCUGACAGUCAGGUUCUGAGGAGGGUGAAGAGGCAGAGGGGGCGACGCAAGAACGACAAGAGGAACGAGAAGAUCGAGAAGAUUGAUAAGAGGAACGAGAGAGAGAAUAAAAGCGAGAGGAAAAAUCUCUGCAGGAGGGUUGACAUGCACGUCGACUUUAAUCAGAUCGGAUGGGGCUCCUGGAUCGUUUUCCCUAAAAAGUAUAAUGCCUACCGCUGUGAAGGGUCCUGUCCCAAUCCACUCGGUGAAGAGUUUCACCCUACAAACCAUGCCUACAUGCAGAGUUUGUUGAAACACUUUCAGCCGGGCAGAGUGCCCUCGCCGUGCUGCGCCCCGACCCGAACCAGCGCCCUCAGCAUGCUCUACUAUGAGAACGGAGAGAUGAUCCUGCGCCACCAUGAAGAAAUGGUGGUGGAGGAGUGUGGAUGCCACUGA
Trichomycterus rosablanca is the source of this 1254-nucleotide messenger RNA. It is a transcript of the gene ndr2, whose product is annotated as nodal-related 2. Lineage: Eukaryota; Metazoa; Chordata; Actinopteri; Siluriformes; Trichomycteridae. Gene Ontology annotation, molecular function: cytokine activity; growth factor activity. The coding region runs from base 1 to 1254 and encodes 417 amino acids. The transcript is spliced from 3 exons. The record is from RefSeq and is a predicted model, not a curated record. Gene Ontology annotation, cellular component: extracellular region.